AUGUCCUCGUUCGCGAACACGACCCCGUUUGCGUCCAACCCGAUCACCACCAAGGCUGAGCUCGCGCAGUAUCUUACCGGCAUCCUCGAUCCCCUUGCGCCCCAUACGUCCCCAGGCGGCGCGCGCAUCCACCUCGGCUUUACCGGCACACAUUACGAUGAGGCCGCCGCCCAGCUCGAGGGCUUCUCGCGCCCCAUCUGGGGGCUCGCCUCCUUGCUCGCGGGAGGCGGCUCGUACCCGGGCGUAGAGCGCUGGGUCAGAGGCUUCGCAAACGGCACAGACCCGGAUCACGAGGAGUUCUGGGGCAACAUGCGCGACAAGGACCAGCGUAUGGUAGAGUGUUCUGCGAUCGGGUUCUCGCUAUCCGUGGCCAAGGAGCAGCUUUGGGACCCACUUCCGGCGGAAGGCAAGCGCCAUCUCGAAGAGUGGCUCGGAGGCAUGAAUGACAAGGAAAUGCCGAACACAAACUGGCUCUGGUUCAGAGUCUUUGCGAACCUCGGCCUCUCAAAAGUCGGCUCUCCACGCUUCGACGGAAAGCGCAUGAAGGCGGACCUUGACCACCUCGACACUUUCUACAUCGGUGACGGGUGGUCACGCGAUGGUCCCGAGGGCGUGGUUCAGCUCGAUUACUACUCUUCGUCGUUCGCCAUUCAAUACGCCCAGCUGGUCUACUCCAAGCUCGCGCAAGCGGAGGACCCGGAGCGGUGCGAGGAGUUCCGCGAUCGCGCCCGCAAGUUCGCCCUAGACUUCGUGCACUAUUUUGAUGAAGAAGGACGCGCGAUCCCGUUCGGAAGAAGUCUCACCUACCGCGCCGCGAUGUCCUCAUUCUGGGGCGCCCUCGCCUUCGCCGACGUCGAUCCUCCUGCCCCCCUCACCUGGGGCGCCGUAAAGGGCCUCCAGCUCCGCAACCUCCGCUACUGGGCGCGCCAGCCCGGCGCAUACUACCCCGACGGCACCUUCACGAUCGGCUUCUGCUACCCGAACCACAACAUGACCGAGAACUACAACUCGCCCGGGAGCCCGUACUGGUUCUGCAAGUCCUUCAUUCCGCUCGCGCUCCCGGAGUCGCACCCCUUCUGGGCGUCCGCCGAGGAGCCGUACCCCGCCGCGCUCCGCAACACGGUCAAGCCGCUCUACAAGCCGCUCCACAUCGCGUGCAACCUCGGCGGACACACCUACAUCCUCUCCUCCGGCCAGCAGUGCUCGUACCCGGUCAAGCAGAGCGCGGCCAAGUACGGCAAGUUCGCGUACUCGUCCGCGUUCGGGUACAGCGUGCCCGUCGGGAGCCUCACGCUCGAGGAGCACGGUGCGGACAGUGCGCUCACGCUGAGUGCCGACGACGGCGAGACGUGGAAGCUCCGCCGCGAGACGAAGGAGGCGCGGUUCGAGCACGGCGGGCGCUGGCUGCGCUCGAUGUGGUACCCGUGGAAGGACGUGUCCGUCGAGACGUGGCUCGUCCCGCCUACGCCCGACACGCCGCUGUGGCACCUGCGCGUCCACCGCAUCCGGUCCGCGCGCGCUCUCAUCUCCGCAGAGGGUGGCUGGGCGAUUUACGGGCAGCGCGCGGACGACAGGGCGUUGGAGCCGUCGACCGGGGAGGCGUUCGGCACGCUCGAAAACGGGAGUGAGGCCCGCGCAACGUCCAAGGCGGGCGUUUCUGGAAUCGCGGAGCUUGGCGGCAGGGCGAGUAGGAAGGGCAAGGCUAUGAGGACGGACUCGAACACGAACCUCAUGGUCCCUCGUGCAGUCCUGCCGACGCUCAUAGAAGAACACGAGUCUGCUGGAGGGGACACAUGGCUGGUCACCGCUGUGUUUGGCUUGCCUUCCGUGAAUGGUGCAAAUGGUGCGGCCGCCGGAUGGGAGGCGGAGUGGAAGAAGCGACCCGUGAUUCCAGAGGAGAUCUCAGCGCUCAUGAUUUGAAGAGAUGUUUAUCAUUGUAUUUUAUAGGCCUAACAUACGGUUUUGCAUUCGCC
Molecule: messenger RNA, 1973 nt
Organism: Trametes versicolor FP-101664 SS1
Lineage: Eukaryota; Fungi; Basidiomycota; Agaricomycetes; Polyporales; Polyporaceae
Exons: 3
Coding region: 1-1920 (639 amino acids)
Source: RefSeq, a predicted model, not a curated record